Messenger RNA from Eruca vesicaria subsp. sativa (arugula), 723 nucleotides. The record is from the annotation of a GenBank genome assembly. NCBI's taxonomy places the organism in Eukaryota, Viridiplantae, Streptophyta, Magnoliopsida, Brassicales, Brassicaceae.
AUGUCUGGAUCAUCUCAAGAUCCCUCCCCGCUACCGCAAGUCGUAUCCAAAGACAUUCUCGUGGACCACUCAAAGUCAUCAUGGAUGCGUCUCUACGUCCCCACUACCGCACUAAACGGCGGCGUUGCGUCUAAAAAACUUCCUCUCGUUGUCUACUUCAACGGUGGAGGUUUCACCAGCCGCAGCGUCGUCGAAUCUGAAAUCUUCACCUUGGUUGUUGGAGGUAUUGCGCGUGAGAUCAACGUGGUCGUUGCGUCACCUUCGUACCGGCUAGCUCCUGAGAACAAACUCCCGGCGGCUUACGAAGACUUCGGGGUGUACGCGGUUGAGUGGCUAAGAAACAAGUCCGAAGAAGACGAGUGGCUCAAAUCUUACGCCGAUCUUUCUAACGUCUUCCUCAUGGGGACAGGCACCGGUGGUAACGUGGCUUACAACGUCGGGCUUAGAUUCAUCGAGAAAGAUCUAACUCCGUUAAGUAUCCGUGGAUUGAUCUUAGAGAGUCCCUUAUUCAGCGGCGAAGAGCUGUUCCCGUCUAAUAUGAAGAAAAUCGGACGGUUGGAAUGGAAGGUGAUGGUGACUGGAGUAAGAGGAGAUCCGCUGGUGGAUAGGCAGAGAGAUGUGGCGAAGUUGAUGAAGGAGAAGGGAGUUGAUGUGGUGGAGCGUUUUGACGGCGGCGAUCUGUUUACUUCCGUCAGAAGUUUCAUUUACUCUUCUGCACCGUAA